Messenger RNA from Rhizophagus irregularis DAOM 181602=DAOM 197198, 1014 nucleotides. The record is from RefSeq and is a predicted model, not a curated record. NCBI's taxonomy places the organism in Eukaryota, Fungi, Glomeromycota, Glomeromycetes, Glomerales, Glomeraceae.
CCUCUCGAUCGGCUCUCAUCCCUGGCUUCUGCCUAUUACGUAUUUGUAGGUAUUUUUGCGGGUCUAACCAAGGCAAUGCAUCUAGCGCAUUGCACCGAAGAGGAUUGGCCUUAUCUCCCAUUAUCAUUAAGCUGGACCCUGCCAGCGGUCUAUAAAAGGGUCUUUGGGGGGAGAAUGGUAGUUAGAGACCCUAGAGAAAGGUUAGAAAAAUUAGAGAAGGAUCCCAAUGAAAGAAUAGAAGAACCAGAAAAUAGGACAUAUAUUGUUGUGAGAGAUCUCCCAGAUCACGUAAAAAAUCCCAAUGAUGCCAGUAUAUUUGUGGUCACUUUUAUCUUAUUCUCAUUAAUAAUUCCUUGGAUAACAGUGCCACUUGCUUAUUUCAGUCGUCUGAUCAGAUUUGGCUGCAGAAGCAAAUAUAUCUCUGUCUUGUGCUCUAUCUGGACAGUUAACAGUACUGUCGCAUUUAUUUCCCAUGUUUUAGGAGAAAAAUCUGUGUAUAGCAGACGUAUUCUUAGCAUUUGGUUUUACUUUUCUGGUAUUAUAGUAGCAAUCCUUUUGCUACUAUUAGCAUUAUUAAAUAGUACACGAUCAUGGUGGGUAGAUUUAUUCGGAGAGUCUUGUAAUUUAACAUGUUCAAGUCAAGAUUAUUAGCAUAUAUAAUAAUUUAGCUAUUAUUUAGCUUAUUUGUAUUUUUUAAUCUUAGUAUGAUUAUAAACUAUUAUAUGGUUUGAAAUAGUAGUUAAUGAUUAAUAACUAUUUCGCACUAACGAAAUGUAACAGUAUCUUGAAAUAAUGAAAUAUUCAAGAUCUUACUAUAUAAUUUGACAAUGUUUAGGACUUUUAAGUAUUCCACAAAUUAUUUUAAAUAAUCUACAGAAUAAAAUAUCUAAAUAAUAUAAUUAACGGGAGUUUAAUUUAGUCGAAUGAAAUGAAAUAAAACUCCCUUUGCCACCAUCAAAUAAAUUGAUAUCUUUUUUUUUUUUAAUGGAGAGCAAAAUUGUUUUGAUGAUUUCG